Molecule: messenger RNA, 246 nt
Organism: Sungouiella intermedia
Lineage: Eukaryota; Fungi; Ascomycota; Pichiomycetes; Serinales; Metschnikowiaceae
Source: the annotation of a GenBank genome assembly
AUGAGCGGUUUGAACCAGGAACUUACAGUCAAUUUAAAAUUGUACUUUGAGUUUCUCAAUGUCGUUGAAAAUGAUUACUUCUGGAUUCUGCGUGUUUUAAAGCUCAGGGGACAAUUCCAGGAGUAUCGAUUUGGGGAGAUAACAGCUAUGUGCUUGUUCUCUAAGUUGGUUGGAAGCAAACAACAACACAAAAUUAUCAAAGAAACAGAAAAAGAUACCGGCUACAGAGGCUCACAAGAAGUAUGA